Molecule: messenger RNA, 2697 nt
Organism: Desarmillaria tabescens
Lineage: Eukaryota; Fungi; Basidiomycota; Agaricomycetes; Agaricales; Physalacriaceae
Product: glycoside hydrolase family 3 protein
Exons: 18
Coding region: 1-2697 (898 amino acids)
Biological process (GO): glucan catabolic process
Molecular function (GO): beta-glucosidase activity
Source: RefSeq, a predicted model, not a curated record
AUGUCCUUUCGAGCGAUUCGCUGGCUCGCCUGGGUCCCGCUCGUCGUCGCCCAGGUCAAUCAGCAGCCUCCAGUUCAUGGCGCUGCCUCGACCACUACAUCCAGCUCUGUCGCGACGUCCAGCGCUUCAAGCUCGUGGCUUUCAUCGGAGUCUGCGACACCCACAUUCUCUACCGCUUCAGCGUUGUCCACUAGUAGCGACAGCUCGCUCGUUUCUGCUUCAUAUUCUGAUGUCACCUCAAGCAUUUCUGCUGCAUCAACUUCUUCCGCAUCAGACGCUUCGAUUUUAAGUUCAACAGUCUCAUCUGCUUCCGAGUCUACCGUAACGUCACUCUCUUCUUCGUACGUUGCUUCUCCAGCCACAACUACUCGACAUAUUGUUCCUAUCUCGUCCUACACUUUCUCGCCCUUGCCCUCUCCAACUGGUAGAAGCGGGAUCCAGACGGACCCACAUACUCCUCCGGUCGUGGGCGCUAACUAUGUGCCGGACUAUUCUUCUGCAUGGACAACUGCAUAUACUAAGGCAAAGAACCUUGUUGCUAGACUGACAUUAGAAGAGAAGGUCAAUGUAACAACUGGCGUCGGUUGGGCAAUUGGUCGAUGUGUGGGAAAUACCCCCGCAAUCCCAGCCCAUAACUACCCUGGAUUGUGUCUUGAAGAUUCCCCUCUAGGCGUUCGGUUUGCCGACUACGUGACCUCUUUCCCCACUGGGGUGAAUGCUGCCGCGACAUGGAACCGGCGUCUCAUUCGUCUUCGGGGGCUGUACAUGGGUCUUGAACAUUACGGGAAGGGUGUUAACGUUGCUUUGGGCCCGAUGAUGAAUAUCGGGCGAGUCGCACAAGGCGGUCGCAACUGGGAGGGUUUCGGCGCUGAUCCAUAUCUUUCCGGAGAAGCCGCGUACGAAACCGUUCUCGGGUUGCAGGAGGGUGGCGUUCAAGCGUGUGCCAAGCACUUGAUAAACAAUGAGCAGGAACACAAACGGACUCAAGAAAGUUCUGAUGUGGACGACAGAACGCAGCACGAAAUUUAUGCACAUCCUUUCAUGAGGAGUGUCAUGGCUGGUGUUGCCAGUAUGAUGUGCAGCUACAACCUGGUCAAUGCUACUUAUGCAUGCGAGAACGACAAGAUCAUGAACGAUAUCGUCAAAAAGGAGUAUGGUUUCCAAGGAUAUAUUAUGUCGGACUGGCAGGCCACAAUGUCGACGAUAUCUGCCAUCACGGGCCUGGAUAUGACCAUGCCAGGAGACGUGACGUUUGACUCUGGCGAUUCCUACUUUGGCGGGAACUUGACAGCUUAUGUCCACAAUGAAACCAUACCUGAAACGCGUGUUGAUGACAUGGCGUCUCGUAUCCUCGCUGCAUGGUAUUUCCUACACCAGGACGACCCGACUUUUCCAGAUGUCAAUUUUGACGCAUUCCUCCCAGAUAACGAAGCAACUAACGCCCAUAUCGACGUUCAAGACGAUCAUUACAAGCUUGUUAGAGAUGUUGGUGCAGCUAGCACUGUUCUUUUAAAGAACAUUGGUUGCGCCCUACCGUUAAAGAAACCGAGAAGCUUGGUGUUAAUUGGCACGGAUGCCGGUCCAGGAAGAGUCGGGCCUAAUGGAUUUGCGGACCAUGGUGGGGAUGAUGGAACUUUGGCUUCGGGUUGGGGAUCAGGAACGGCGAACUUUACUUACCUCAUUACUCCUCUCGAAGCGAUUCAAGCGAGAGCUCGGAAGGACCGAACCUCUGUUUCAUGGGUCUUGGACGAUUUUGACCUUCCUCGUGCGGGCAAUGAUGCUAUUCGAAAGUCUGCUGCUCUCGUCUUCAUUAAUUCUGACUCUGGCGAGGAUUACAUCACAGUAGAUGGGAAUGAAGGUGAUCGAAAAAACCUUACGGCGUGGCAUGGGGGAGACGAUCUAGUCCUGGCAGUGGCUGCCCAGAAUAACAACACGAUCGUCGUCGUUCAUAGUGUCGGUCCUCUGAUUGUUGAACCCUGGAUUGAACAUCCGAACGUUACUGCUGUGCUCUGGGCCGGUGCUCCCGGGACUGAAUCUGGCAACUCGCUCGUAGAUGUAUUGUAUGGUGACUGGAACCCUUCUGGACGUCUUCCCUAUACUAUUGCCAAGAGCGCCGACGACUAUAACGCUCCACUGAUAACUGGUGGAACCGAUGAGGAUAUCCUAGACAUUCCGUAUACUGAAGGGUUGCACGUCGAUUAUCGUCAUUUUGAUGCUUAUAACAUUGAACCUCGUUUCGAAUUUGGCUUCGGACUGAGCUAUACCAACUUCACAUACACUAAUCUUCUAAUUUCUAAGAUAUACGGACAGUUUGCGAACAGUGCAGAUGCGAUCGCUUGGGAACAAGGAAAUGCUACAACCCUAAGUGUAGGGUCUUCCACUGCCGCUUGGCUCCAUGAACCUGCAUACAAUGUCACGUUCAGCGUCCAAAACACUGGCUCGGUUUAUGGCGGCGACAUACCGCAACUGUACUUGCAUCACCCACGAUCUGCUAGAGAGCCUCCCUCAAUCCUGAGAGGAUUCACUAAUGUUGAAAUGCUACCUGGAGAGACUGUCACCGUGUCUCUCGCUCUUUCUCGGUAUGACCUGUCCAUCUGGGACGUUGAACUGCAGGGUUGGAAAAAGUCGUAUGGUACGAUUGGAGUGACUGUCGGCCGCAGUUCGAGGGAUGGGAAGCUCCAUGGAAAAAUACCGUAG